This is a messenger RNA of Melozone crissalis (California towhee), 1797 nucleotides long. RefSeq lists its product as uncharacterized. Gene Ontology annotation, cellular component: synaptic vesicle membrane. Lineage: Eukaryota; Metazoa; Chordata; Aves; Passeriformes; Passerellidae. Bases 586 to 1797 code for a protein of 403 amino acids. Gene Ontology annotation, biological process: neurotransmitter secretion. The transcript has 14 exons. The record is from RefSeq and is a predicted model, not a curated record.
GGACCCCCCCCAGGAUGGAUUUCCUGCGGCGCCGCCUCUCGGACGGGAAUUUCCUGGCGGGGGGGGGGGAUGGGCGGAGACCCCCCCCCCAGCUGGGGGAGGGGCGGGGAGACCCCCGCGGACCCCUCCCCCCACGGCGCCGCUGCUGCUCGUGAUCGCCCCCCCCCGGCACGGACUGGGUGAAACCCUUCAAGGGCAAAUCCGUGCACCGGGGACGUGGAGCUGAGGGUGGAGCAGGCCCAGUUCUCGGAGCUCUCCUUGGCCGCCUCCACCCACGGCGCCCUCAGCGUCAGCAUCGACCCCGCCCGGGGCGGCUCCAGGAAGGUGCGCCCCGAUUUUGUGCUGGUGCGGGAGGAGCCCGAGGGCGGCGCGGGGGGCGCCCCCCGGCGGCUGCUGGUGGGAUUGCACCUGGGGGGGGUCCCGGGCAGCGACCCCAUCCCCGCCCUGUACGGCUUCAGCCACCAGCCCUGCCUGUUUGCCCAGUUGGCUCGGCUGCAGCGGGAACUGGGCCAUGAGGCCUUUCCACUGGUGCCCCAGCGCUUCUGCAACCGGCCCCAGGGACUGCUCACCGCCCCCACCUUCCCCAUGACGGUGACGCUCAGCCCCGCCCCCGCCGGGGUGGGACAGGUGCGCGUGGGCUCCCCGCAGGUGCUGGGCGCCGUGGCCGCUGCCAUGGGCGGGGCCCGGGCGGGGGCGCUGCUGCGGGGGGGCCCCGUGGGAACCGAGAAACUGCGGGUGCAGAGGAUCGGGGACCAGUACAGGGCCCUGCGGUGGUCCCUGGGGGGCGGGGACACGGCGGGGGAGGGGCCGCAGGUGGAGCCAGUUGCGCUCAGCCCCAGGCACCGGGCGUGGGUUGACGCCUGCGCCGGCCUCUUCGGGGGCGUCGACAUCUGCGGGGUGGAGGCGCUGAGGGGCCCCGACGGGCAGGAGCAGAUCGUGCAGGUUCUGGGUUCAUGGCUGCCCCUGCUGGGCCCGGGCGCGGCCGAGGACCAGGCCCAGAUCGUGGAGUUGGUGCUGGAGCGGAUGAGGGAGGAGCUGCCCCGCCCCCGCAGCCCCUCCCCUGCCCGGCCACGCCCACAGGUGUCGGUGACGUCAGGGACCCCCCGGCCGGGGACCCCCCCCCAGCAGAGACCCCAGCCCCAGGGUGCUCCGCCUCCAUCUGGCCCCGCCCAGCCCCGCCCACAGCCGCAGGGGCAGCCCCGCCCACAAAUGGGCGGAGCUUCACCACGCCCCACCCAGCCAGGCCCUGCUCAGCCACGAGGCCCCGCCCAGCCCCGCCCACUCGCUGCACAGCCCCGCCCCCAAUCCCCAACGGCCACGCCCCAACCCCGCCCAACCUCCCCGCAGCCACGCCCACAAACCCCGCCCAGCCCUGCUCAGCCACGCCCACAAACCCCGCCCAGCUCCCCACAGCCACACCCGCAAGCCCCGCCCACUUUGCAGCCACGCCCACCUCUGGCUGCCUCGGCGCCUCAGCCACGCCCACCCAGCCCGCAGCCCCGCCCACAAGCCCCGCCCACACCCCCGCAGCCACGCCCACAAAUAUCUCCCACAUCCCAACCUCGCCCUCAACCCCGUCCCCAAGCCCCGCCCUCCUCUGCCACGCCCCGCCCCCCCGCCCCGCAGGCCACGCCCACCACGCGCCAGCCCCGCCCCCAGGCCCCGCCCAUCGCCCCCAAACCCGUGCUGGCCCCCAAACCCGGCUCCGCCCCUCCCCCCAGCCCCGCCCCCGAGCAGGGCCCCCCCGAGAGCCUGCGGGCGCUGCGGCAGAGCUUCGCCAGCCUCUUCUCCGACUGA